GCUAAGAAGAACGAAGAACAUAAAGAAAAGGACAUUCCCAAAAAAAUUAAAAAAAAAAAUCAAAAGAGUCCGAAAUUUGGAAUUGAAAGCUGAAAACAUUUUCUCUCCGAUCAGCAUCGUCUACCGAGAAGGAACCCCGAUAGAGAUGCAGAAAUUGGGUGAUUUUAAGCUUCCCCACUUUUUCAAUUACCCUCCAUACUUCACUUUGCAGCCAGUGAGGGAGACUCGCGAGAAGCAAAUACAACUUUGGAAGGAACUGAUUCUGGAUUACUGCAGAACUCAGAAGAUAUUCAUAGUUAGGCUUGAGGAAGAAUUUCCUCUGUUCUCAAAUUCUGUGAUAGAACGCACGCUCAGUCACGAAGCUAGGGAAGCAUUCCUCUCAGCGUUGGUUGCAGAAGGGCGUGCAGAAUGGUUGGAUAAAGGACGUAGGAAUUGCCUUAUCCUUUGGCACCGAAUUCAAGAAUGGGCUGACAUUAUUGUGAAUUUUGUGAAAGAUAACGGCUUCGAGGACAGUGUUAUGACAGUUGAGGAAAUACGAUCGGGGAUUGAAUCUCGAGGGACAGAGCUUCACGGAAUAGACCGGACGAUUCUAAUGCGAGCUUUGAAAUUACUAGAACAGAAGGGAAAGCUUGCAAUUUUUAAGGGAACUUCAACUGAUGAUGAAGGUGUAAAAUUCUCUGUAUAAUUAUUUAUCGAAUUGGCUUUCAGAGGCAAGGCAACAUUUUGCCUAUUGAUCAUCAGAACUUUAAUCACCAGCAGCCUGUCGGUAACCUGAUAUGUGUUGAAAAACCAAACCUGAUGGAAUUUUUACUCAACUUUUCCCUGGUACUAGACUGGAGCCAUCAAUGUCAUUUUUGUUUUCCUCUUUCUGAAUAUGUACAAUAAGAACCGACAAGUUUUUCGGGGCAUUUGAUUUGAACUAAAUACACACUCUUCUUUUAUUGUAAGAAUCAAUUAAUAGCAGAAACAGAUCUCUUUUUUUCUCA
Gossypium raimondii (Peruvian cotton) is the source of this 986-nucleotide messenger RNA. RefSeq names its product vacuolar protein sorting-associated protein 25. The coding region runs from base 146 to 685 and encodes 179 amino acids. Gene Ontology annotation, biological process: protein transport to vacuole involved in ubiquitin-dependent protein catabolic process via the multivesicular body sorting pathway. The transcript is spliced from 7 exons. Gene Ontology annotation, cellular component: ESCRT II complex. Gene Ontology annotation, molecular function: structural molecule activity; protein homodimerization activity. The record is from RefSeq and is a predicted model, not a curated record. NCBI's taxonomy places the organism in Eukaryota, Viridiplantae, Streptophyta, Magnoliopsida, Malvales, Malvaceae.